AAAAGAUAACCACAUAGUAAGGAGAUUGUUAGACACAGUUUUACAUCUGUCGCACCUGUACACAUGGCGUAGGUGUGUACAACUAUCGCAUUGAAAAUUAUAUGCAUUGUUUAUUAGCAACUGGAUAACAAAAAGCAUUUUUAGAUUAUUUUUGUUUUACACUAACGUGGUAUAUACUAAUGUACACACACAUAUACACUCGUACACUCUAGUCUUUAAACCGGUGAUCAAUCUGCAGUUAUGAACAGUUUUCUUGUCAAUGAAAACAAAAGAGAAACAAUACAAUUUUUAUUAUUACCAGUGUACAAAUGAAUAGUUGUCACCAUUAGUAUUAAAAUAAAUAAAUGUGAAAAAUUAGUACUACUUGUCAAAUUGUUUUAUUAUUAUUAUUAUCAUCAUCACCAUCAGUAUCAUCCUUGUGCAAAUCAUGAUCUUCAAUGUGAUAGUGUUCUGUCUCCUUUGCAGUAUUUAAUAUCUUUGUUCAAGUGUUCAAUAACUCAUAGAUAUUUGAGCGGGAAAUUCAAAAUAAACAAAACAUUGAGAAUUUAAUAUAUUUAUACUCUUAUAAUACAUAAUUUAUAAAUUUGAUUAUUAGUUGAUAUAUAAGAUUUUAAAAUAUUUUCAAAUACGAAAAUGAAAGUCGAAUUCUCGCUACCGUCAACACUUCAGUAUGGUGAUUGUAUAGAAGUUAAUGGAAAAGCAGGAAAAGAAAAAUUUUCCAUGGAUUUGAUAUCUGAUUACCUAGCGAUUGAUCCGGCUAUGCUAAUUGACCAAAGUCAAACAGACGAUUCAGAACUACCGAUUGUUGAGACUCAGCCAUUACAAAUAUUGAUAGAAACCACAGGCAGUUGGGAUAUCAACGCAAAUUCACCAGAGACAAGCACAACAUCACAUGGCAGUUCAGCAAAACGAUUCGGUUUUCGGCCUGAAGAAGAUUUUGUCUGCAGAGUUGUUAUUAAAACAGAAUAUUAUGUUGUCUACUUAAACGAUAUGAUGCUGUCAAACUCUGAACACUUAGUUCCUGUUGGCUCGAUAAAUGGUUUCACCAUUGACGGAGAUUCAAUCAUUACAACUGUACUCUUUGGUGAUUUGACCGCUAUUGAAAGAUACAAUUCAAAGCAUAAUGUAAAAGCAAUUCAGUUAAACUAUCCAAAAAUUAUCGAAUGUCGUCUAACAUCUGAUGAAUUAUUAUCUACUGUGUCACGCGAUGACAAUGGUGAAUAUUUCAAUCCUAAUGAUGAAGAUCACGUUAUUAAUGGCUUUGACAAUGAUGAUGUUGACAAGAAUAUCAAUGCUGACAGCAAUGAUGUAAGCAGUGAUAAUCGACACGAUAAUAUGUGCAGUAGGAAAACUACAUCACCAAACGUUAACAUCAAGUGUGAACAGAACAAUCAAGAGAAAUUUAUAGAGAAUUCACAGGUAACAGAGACUGGGGAAUUAGGUGACAAGUCAAAUAUGCUACAGGAAAAACAAACACUAACGAAUAAUAAUAAUAAUAACAGUAAUAAUAAUCUUUAUGUUUCAAACCAACUAACUAGAGCUUCUUCAUAUCAACUAGUGUUUGAUUCAGACAGUGAGUUAGAUGAAAGAGAAGAAGAAUUACGUGUUAAUGAAAGAGACGAAGGAGACAAAGAGAUACACUCAAAUAGAGCUAUCAAUUUAUCACUAUUCAAUCAAACAAGAGCUAAAAGUAUCCAGAAUCUUUUUCACCACCAGUGUGACAAUUUUCAAAGUAUGCGUAAAAUUAUUCAACAACAACCAAUUGUCAUUGAUGGGAGUUAUAACAAUGACACAUUUAAUCAACUAACUGAUUUAAAUCAAGGUUCAAGUGUUCCAAUGUUAAAUAAACCUUCGGACUAUAAAGAUUCUAUCGAAGUGAAUAGUUUAGUUCAGCUCUCCAGAAAUUUUUCGUCAUCACAGCAACUGGAAUUAGUCAAAGAAGAAUAUGAGGUGGAUGAUAGCACUGAAGAAAAUCCCAUCGAAAUAGCAAAAGAUCAUAAUGAUAGGAGAGAAGACGAAAAGGUUGAAGGGAGAGUACAAAACUCUGAGGUGAAUACUACAAAAGUCACCUUGUCUAAUUUUGUUCAGUCAAUAUCUGAAUUAACGCAGGAUAAAUCAGAAAUAAACGACAUUAUGCUGUUAAAUGGUGAUAAUAUGAAUUCAGAAUGUAAAAAGUCAGAUGUAAAUAUGAAUUCUUUAAAUAAUUUAAAACCGGAAGAAUGCACUCUUCCAGUAUCAGUUGAACCACAGACCUCAGUGAUUUCUGAAUCAAAAAUACCUGUAUUUUGUAAAGGUUUGAGCAGUACAUUUAAUGAUGAUGUAAUGGAAUAUGCCUCGAAACCUCUUAAAUCAGCUUCCAGAGGUAAAUUUCAGCCUCGCGAAACUCACUCUUAUCCAGAUCACUGUUUACUUCCACCUACAUAUUCAAUGGUAUCAAAUAGGCAAGAACUAAUCCGUUCUAGAAUUCCAAAAGCUUCACGUUCUUUAUCUUACAGUGAUGUAGAUCAACAAAGUAGUCAACUAAUGAACGGCCAGAUGAAUCAACUUCCUUUAUCCAAUUCACUGUCUACAAAACCUGUAAGUACACCUACCACUCCUCGAAAAUACCUGUCAAAUAGAAAUUCUAUCACUUCAGUAUCAAAAUCACAAACUAGAAACAGUUCAGCUGAGAAAAGUAUGAGUAAAAAUCGAAUGAAUCAAAAUCUUUUAAAAUUGAAUCAAUCUUCAAAAGACAGAAAAUCUCACAACAUAUUACCUGGUCAUACUAGACCACUUAAUGGUGGCAAAUGUGAUGGUGAAUUCUUCAAUGAAUCUUUAAAACAGUCUCUGACAAAGACUGAACCAUCAUCACCGUCAUCAUUUUCUUCUUCUUCUUCUUCAGCGUCAUUGUCAUCAUCAGUGACUUCAGUACAUUCUCCUACGAAAUCAAUAUUCAGCUCUAAUGGAUUUAAGAACAGAAAUAUGAGAACCCAUGGAGAGAAACUGAACUUGCUUACUAAUCAGCGCAAUCAACAAGUUAGCUUAGUUAACGGUAACACUACUGCAUUAAAGUUAACAAUAAACCCUAAACUGAAAAGUAAACUGUCUGAAACACUAGAAAACUCGACAUCAAACGAUGAUAUAACAAAGGAGGAGAUUCUAAAUACACUUAGUCAAUCGACAAUAAAUCAACAGUGCACUCUGAUUAACCAGUUACACAUAACAUCAACAACUAAAUUAAAACCAAGGGAUCAAACAAUGUUUUUUAAUGGAUUACCAGACAACUAUGGCACUCUUUACUCUCAUGAUGCAGGAGUGAUAAAUUCUGCACAGCCAUUGUGUGAAAAUAAACACAUUUUGAAUAAUGUAAAUAACAUUAUAAGCAGUAACAAUAAUAGCAAUAAGAUUAGUAUAUUAAAGAAUGCUGCAAAACAGGAAAAUGAACUGACCAUUGAACAUUCAAUGUUCAAUGAUCGAUCCAGUAAUCAUACCGAUCGAAAUAAUUCUGUAAAAAAGCAUAUGAAUGGUAAGACGCUCAUGAAAUCUCCAACAGAAUUAAAUGAAAGUAAACGAGAUACAAUAAAUUAUUCCAAAUCUGCACAAAAUGGCUAUACGGACAGUAACACUAAUAAAAACAACACCAAUAAUAAUAUUGAUAUUCAAGGUGAAAUGAAGUUGAACUUGAAAGAGAAUGAUUAUUUGAAUUCUUCACGGGAUACUACUGCACUUCUUACACCUCCAUUAUCACCAAAUUCACAGUCAAUGACAUGCUUACCGAUAAGUAGUCCAACAAGCCCAGUCACCAACUCUAUGACAUCUAUAAUGACCGACUCAGUAACCAAUGGUUUACAUUCUGAAAAAUUGAAAAGUUCUAAGACAUUUAUACAGUCGCCCAGAAAAUGGCUUACGCGUAAGUUGUCUCUGUUAAAAAAGCAUUGAAGUACAAUAUCACAGUAUUUUAAACAAAUCUAUGUUGUCAUUUUAUCUCAAUGUCAUCAUACAUCUAGAUAAUAAUGAAUGCAAACAGAUUCACGUAAUACAACAGUGUAUCUCGUUACACUUUAUACACAUGUCAGUCACUUACUUACAAGUGUGGACUACAGGUUAAAUGCGAUGUGUAUACAAUUCUUGACAGUUAGUCUUUCAUUACAUCAUUAUUUCCUCAUCUGAGGCUUUUUGCCUUAAUAUGCAUGCGCUUCAUGCAGGCAUACUGUCCAUAAAUCUUCAUGAAACACCAUAAUGUAUACACAAAAUAUGACAUGACGUUGCAAAUCCCGGGAAACAUUUACGCUUUCGACAUUUAUUAUGCAUGCCGGUACCUUUCAUUCUUUUUUAUAACUCUACAGCAAUAAAGUCAUAAUUUCUGGUAAAUCUGUAUGCUACAUUAGAUUUGGGUGGAAGUAGGCUAUCCGUUAUCUUUAGAUACAUAACAAGCAAUGACUUUUUUAAUUAAUAGAUUCGUGAUGAAAAUUUUGAAUAUUUCUACGAUAUACUACUGAGCAGUAAUUUGUGUGUUAUCUUUCCUUGUGGAAUACGUAUCCAUAGUGUUGAUGAGUUUUUUUGCAUUCUGCAGCUGAAAUGUACUGUAGAAUUAUGUAAACAGACUAUAACUACUGACAGAAACCACUACUACCAGUCUCAGUGUUCCUGUAAACAGAAAUAUUUCACAUAAAUCUAUUCUUUAGAACAUGAUGGGCAAAGAUGCACCUUUUUAAACAAUGCGUCGCAUAAAAUCCUCAAAAUACAUAAGUAAAUAGUAUUUUUAAGCUCUACUCUAGUAAUAACUACUUAUACAUACACCAAUCUUUUGAUGGUGGUCAACAUCAGAUGGUCUACUCUUUGGUCUUAAUCGAAUUCUGUUGUUAACUUUUGGAACGUAG
This is a messenger RNA of Heterobilharzia americana, 4859 nucleotides long. The record is from the annotation of a GenBank genome assembly. NCBI's taxonomy places the organism in Eukaryota, Metazoa, Platyhelminthes, Trematoda, Strigeidida, Schistosomatidae.